This is a messenger RNA of Micromonas commoda, 519 nucleotides long. RefSeq lists its product with no specific name. The record is from RefSeq and is a predicted model, not a curated record. The annotation marks the transcript as partial. The transcript has a single exon. Lineage: Eukaryota; Viridiplantae; Chlorophyta; Mamiellophyceae; Mamiellales; Mamiellaceae.
AUGGCUGCGACCGCCGCGCUGACUCUCGCCCCCGGCCACCCCGCGGACGCCGCCGAAUUCCUCCCCGAGAUCGUGGCCAGCUUCAACUUGGCCACCUUCACCCCUCAGGUGUUCUGGUUCGCCAUGAUCCUCGCGCCCAGGAACCCGGUGGUGAAGACCGUCAUGGGCUCCUGGCUGCCCGUGCUCAUCGCGUCGGGUAUACACUUUUACGUCGACUACGUCGGAUUUAAUCAACCCGGCGCCCUCGAAGAGGCCGCCAAGUUUGGCGCCGUGUUCGAUCCGACUAUCGCGCCCUGGGACUGGGCGAACGGCGCGGUAACCGGCCCGCUGCUGGGGUUCCAGAGCAUGCUCGAGAAUCCAAACUUUGUCACCGAGGAGUGGGCGCACGUGCUGGCGUGGGACCUCUUCGUCGGUCGGUGGAUGUGGCUCGACGCGAUCGAACGCGACGUGCCGUUCCUGUGGGCGUGCCUCCUGACGACCAACUUCACCGGUCCACCCGGACUGCUGCAGUACUUCGUC